CUGCAUUUAUUUUUACUUUGGGUUUUCAUACUUUUACUGAUUUGUUUAUGGGAUCCUUUUUUUUUUAAGCCAUCUCAAGUGUCUCAUAAUUUGCCCAAGAAAGAGCAGCAGUUCAGAGAUACUCACAUGCAUGCAAUCAAUAUACCGGUACCUUAACAGGUAUGGGGAUGUGACUAUGUGGUGGGAAAAGAGGAGGAAUUUCGAUGCAAGUCACUCCUGAGCAGACAUAUGUUAGCAAAUAACCGAUCACACAUUCUUUUCCCUGGGUGGGCCACAAUCCUACCGUAUGUGCACGCUUUGCCAAGGAAUGAGUCCCGUUGAGCUUAGUUGGACUUACUUCUGAAUGGGCAUGUUAAUAGGAUCACGUGCUGGGAAUCAUACCUUAACCAAAAUAUUAUUUCCCCGAUGUUUGGGUGGCUUGUGAUAUUUCCCUUUAACAAAGAUUGUUGGCAGAGAUUCCCCAGAAACUGCGCCCAUCGUGCAUGGGUAUACCCGGGGGUCAUUCCGGUAAAUAAAUAAAAAUACUUAAUUAAAAGUCGAAAUUGUAGAAAGAUUUUGACAGGUGUUUCUGAGUAUUGGGGGCAAAAGAAAGUAAUUAUAAACUCUUGUUGAGACAUUUCAUUCUGAAUCUGCUAGCCAGAGCCAGGCAGAGGAUGACAUGUGGGUGUCCUGCCCCCCACCAACAUAAAUCCUGGCUAUGCCCUGGACGUCGUGGUUCACCCUUGAGUUUAGAGGAUACGCCCCCCCCCUUGAUAUUAAAACUGGAGCGGUUAGUUCAGUGGGAGUAGCAGAGACCCUCGCUUUUACGCAGCUCGCUGUUUUCUUUUGCACCUAACCUGGCUGCGCGCCCGGGAAAAGAUCAAAGCGGAGCGUAAAGAUAUAGUAAAGAGGCUUGGCAGGGUUUUUACCCCGCAAAUCACGCUUGCUUGGCUCGAGGACGUGUGUGUUGUUUUCCUCUUCUCCUUUUCCCCUCCCACUUCUCUCUGGGUUUCCCGACGGCGCACAGCGCUGCGCUCAGCAGACGGCUGGGCUGCUUCGCCUCCUGGCGCGCUCAGGGUGGGCGCACGUGUUUGGGGCUGCCUGGGAUUGGCCGCGACGGGGAUCCGGCGGGCGCUGCCACCUGGCGGGCUUCCUCCAGAGAGCUGAUCCCGUAUCCGGAGGCUUUCUCUCUCUUUCUCUCUCUCCUGCCCUUUUAGAUCCAAGGCGACGACGUGCGCACCAGUCUCCUCGGGCAGCGGUCAUGGGUAGGCGCAGCGCCUGGGAGCUGUGGAUCCUGGCGCUCUUCUUGCUCCGCUACGGCGCAGCGCUGGAGCCCAGCAGCGCCUCUCCGGCGCGCCUUGAAGGGGAAGCCAGGCGCAGCAACCCCUCCGCUGCCGCUGGGAAGAGCAGCGUGGCCCCGAUCGCCGCCGGAGAGCAGCUGGAGGAAGAGGACACCGGCAGCUCCAACCUCUCCAAGACGGUGACGCCCGGGAAGGGUGGCCGAGCGUCGUACCCGCCGUGCGCUAGGAAGACGGACAUCGCCGAGGCGUUCAAGUAUGUCAACUCGGUGGUGGCUUGCGCCGUCUUCGUGCUGGGCAUCAUCGGCAACUCCACGCUGCUGCGGAUCAUCUACAAGAACAAAUGCAUGAGGAACGGCCCCAACAUCCUCAUCGCCAGCCUGGCGCUGGGAGACCUGCUGCUCAUCAUCAUCGACAUCCCCAUCAAUUUGUACAAGCUCCAUGCGGAAAACUGGCCUUUUGGGGCUGCCGUGUGUAAACUGGUCCCCUUCAUUCAAAAGACAUCGUUGGGCAUCACCGUGUUAAGUUUAUGUGCUCUCAGUAUUGAUAGGUAUCGGGCAGUCGCUUCGUGGAGCCGUAUCAAGGGAAUUGGAGUCCCAAUGUGGACGGCGGUCGAAAUCGUCCUGAUCUGGGCCGUGUCUCUUCUUUUAGCUGUCCCCGAGGCUAUAGGCUUUGAUUUGAUUACCCUCCCAUACAACGGGCAGAAACUUAAAGUGUGUCUACUUAAUCCCCGCCAGGAAACUUCUUUCAUGCAGCUUUACAAGGACGCUAAAGAUUGGUGGCUCUUCAGCUUUUAUUUCUGUUUGCCGUUGGCAACGACAGGCCUUUUCUACACUUUGAUGACCUGCGAGAUGCUCAGGAAGAAGAGUGGGAUGCAGAUCGCUUUAAACGACCACUUAAAACAGAGACGUGAAGUGGCCAGAACCGUGUUCUUCUUAGUGCUUGUCUUUGCUGUGUGUUGGCUUCCUCUCCACCUUGGUAGGAUAUUGAAGUUUGCGCUUUACGAUGGGAGUGACCCAAAUAGAUGCGAACUUCUAAGCUUUUUGCUCAUAUGGAACUACAUUGCUAUAAACAUGGCAUCCCUGAAUUCCUGCAUUAAUCCAAUUGCUCUCUAUUGGGUGAGCAAAAGAUUCAAAAACUGCUUUAAGUCAUGUCUGUGUUGCUGGUGCCAUUCGAAAGAUAUGCUGUCCCUGGAAGAGAAGCAGUCCUGCUUAAAGUUCAGAGCCAAUGAUCAUGGGUAUGACAAUUUCCGCUCCAGCAACAAGUACAGCUCGUCUUAAGAAAGGGAAAUGUACCCUCACCUCCUGCGACAAAAGACUGCCAACGAUAAAAAAACCAGCAGAUUUCUGGGGAGAAACGGAUUUGAGUUUGCUCGGAAAAUCAAAUUGUAAAACUUUGCUUACAAUCUGUACCAGUUGUGAUUACGCACGGUGCCCGUAGCUCUUUGAACACAUGAAAAUCACCAGGAGAUGGGGAAAAAAGGAAACCCUUUGUUGAAAGCACUUAAACUCUUCGGAAUGAGCACUUCCAGAUCAUCCUCAAAUCCUGUGAACGAAACAACUCUGUAUUCAUUGAACUAGCCCUGGGAGCCUGAGUAAUAAUUCUUUGUAUAUAGUAUACCAUGGCUAUUGUUUGGGACAAAGCCAGCUUUGUCUAUAAAUUACUGUAAUCUUUCUUUCUUUCUUUCUUUCUUUCUUUCUUUCUUUCUUUCUUUCUUUCUUUCUUUCUUUCUUAGUGGGAGAGAUUAAAAGAUACAGGCAUUCUCCGAAACAUAAUCCCUUAUCAAAUGUGCAAAUUGCAUCAUUAAGCAUGUCGCAUCGCGUCAUGGAGUAAAAACCAAACCAAACACCACCGCAGCUUUAAAAAUAUAUCAAUAUUUUACCCACAUAGCUAGAAACAAAAUUAAAAGAGCAUAAUCAGGCUCAAAACAAUCUGCUGUUAAGUAAGAAAAAGGCAAACAUGUCCAUGUGGGGAGGAGCAGCAGCAGGGGAAAGCAAAGCAACUUAGUUUUUUUAAACGCCCGCAGAGUCCUGAAGCCAUGAGCAUGUCAGCAGGAACUCAGCUGCAUUCCACUGGUGGAAAUGGCAAGUAAAACCAAUUUCUCAUCAGAGGAUCCGAUCAGGCCUGCACAGCCUCAUGAUCUACAAAGCUGCAUUCAUCCCACCAGGCAGGCAGCAAACCCAAGAAGGCUAUCAGGCUCCUGGUGAGUCAGUUUACAUAAACAGGGGUCUGUGUUUGGCCUAGUGAGCUACAAGUUGUAGAGUGAUUGAGGUAAGGACGAUAGAGGAAUUUGCAAGAGCAGAGUGGAAUGCGUCUUUGGAGACUAAUCUUCUUUCCAUGGGGAAAAUGUAUAUUCAACAGCUCUGCCUGAGAACAAACAGUAGGAGUGGCUAACUUCUGGUCAGCAUCUGGUACCCCAUUUUCUGAACCCCAAGCGCUUCAGGGAUCAGGGUGUCACUCUAUGGGCCCAUAUUGGAGAUGCCAUUUCCUACCUCUGCCGUAACAACCCCUGUCUGAUGCUGGGUUAACCAGCCAUCACUGGCUACUGCUCUGAAGUUCUUAAAAAGACACUACCAUAUUUCUCCCUCACCAAGUACAGUCGUACCUUGGAUGUCAAAAGCCUUGCAACUCAAACGUUUUGACUCCCAAACACCACAAACCCAGAAGUGAGUGUUCAGGUUUGCGGGCGUUCUUUAGAAGCUGAAUGUCCAACGCGGCUUAUGCGGCUUCCGAUUGAGUGCAGGAAGCUUCUGCAGCCAAUCGGAAGCCACGCCUUGGUUGUUGAAUGUUUUCGGAAGUCGAACGGAUUCCGUUCGAAAACCAAGGUACAACUGUAUCAGUGUUCUCAAACUUGGGUCUCCAGCUGCUGUUGGACUGCAGCUCCCAUCACUCCUAGCUAGCAGGAACAAUGGUCAUGGAUGAUGGGCAUUGUAGUCCAACAAACAGCUGGAGACCCAAGUUUGAGAAAUACCAGUAUAUGAACGAAUGGCCCCAAGCAUGCGGACGUUAAGUAUGUUCUGUGUUCUGCAAUUGCACAUGGAAAAGGUACAGAAUGUGGUAGUGGCCACAGAAUUCAUUGACUUGGGAAUGUCAACUUUCUUCUGAAGAUUUGGAGGGUUGGCAUGGGGCUUCAGUGCCCUGCUUACCACUUUGCUCCCUCGGCCAGGACUGGCCAGCCUAAAUGGUGCAAAGUAGUAAACAUUACAGAAUAAAUUAAACAAAAUAAGACUAUGCAAAUUAGUAAAUCUGUUUUUAGAGCAUAGUACCUUUACUCCCAGCCCUGAGUAUACCAUCUGUGUUUUAGGUGUUUGUCAUCUCUGUUAGAGACAAGAGUAUAGCUUAACUUGCAUAUGAUUUCCUGCAUUUGAGAAGUCACUCUUACUAUUUCCAUGGAGAAAGAAACUACCCACAUAUUCAUAGAGGUCUAGCGCCUAUAGGUGUCGAAAAAGGUGGAUCCCAGUCUUCACCUAUGUUUAUCUAAGGAGCACUCAGCUAGCAUUUUAUAAAUCUCAGACAUAACCAAACCUAGAGUAGUAAAUAAUAAAACAUGGGCAGGUCCCAUUAAUGCCUGUACAAAAGUGGCGUGUGCGAGAGGAAAUGUGUUUGUAAUAAACAUGUUGUGCAUUGCCAGGAGCAGAUCACAUUUUUUGUGCAUUGAAAGAGAAUACUGCUAGUUAAAAUAGGUUUAAAGCUUACUACCAGUAAUAGACAUUAAUAAAAUUGUUCUGGGUUAUAUAUAAUCUGAGCUAGAAAAGCAGGCACUGCCAAUAUGAUGCCUGCGAGUACCCUUCAUGGUGCCUGCAAAGGAUCUCAGUAAAUAUCCCCUCAAAAACCCACAUCCUCAAUGCCGCUCUUGCUUCCACUGACUUAGCCUGCCCUACACCAGCCCCCAUAAACACAUGAUUGAACACCCACCCAUUCCAAACAGAGGAGAGGGGCAAUGAGCUUCUUUCUAUGAGCAAGUACAGGCAUUGACUGGGGGGCCUGUCUACACCUUUUCCGCAUUUCUGUCUCUUCUGCUUCUCUAGAUGUGGCAACCAUUUUUUUUGUUAUGCCCUUCACCCCAUGGCAGCUAUUUUGUGACUGCUGCCCACCCAUGGCACUUUUUCCAAAUUCCAAACAUGACCACAGGCCCGUAAAGGUUGGCAACUUCAAGGCUAGUCAGAUCCUUGGCCCUGUGGCGAGAUCCACUGUUGUUAAAGCAUCCCUGGCUGGCCCUACUAGGAGGUAGAGAGAUUUGAGGCAACGUUAAAAAGGCUGGCAAAUUCCUAGAAUAUGUAAUCUGUUUUUUACCACAGGUGAGUUCAGAACGUGGGGUGUUGUUUCUCAGGCACUGAAUGCGCCCCUUCCUGUUGGGGAACAUCAUCUAGGCAGCAGUUCCUAAACUGUUGAAAUAAAAGUAGUAGAGAAUAAGCCUCAUUGAUGGUGGUAGGCAGUAAAUAUGCAUAUGAAUGGACUACUAAAGGACAUUCCACCAGGAAGUUUCUCUGCACAAGCACCUACUAAAAUGAAUGAAAGCUCCAAAAAGAAUUGUUGCCAAUGUGUUUUGUCCUCAUGGUGCGUCACCACAGAUGGGGACUUUAUAAAACUGCCCUCAUCACUUUGAACUCAUGACAAACUAUAUUGGAACGUUAAAUAGAACUAUAAUGAAAUAAUAGUUUCAUCUUCUGAGGCUGUGUACAUUUAAAGUUCAUGACUUCCACCAAAAAUCCCAAGAACUGGUUUACCCCUCACAGAGCUAUAACUCCCAGCACCCUUAACAAACACUACAGUUCCCAUGAUUCUUUGGCAAUUAGGAUGAAAGCAGAUCCGUAAGAAAUCAAAGGCCUUGUGUCCUAGGUCUUAAGAGAUGGAAUAAUUCAACCAUAGUGAAUACGCUGUACACACUUCUAUUUCUGGUGAAAAAUACCAUAGAAAAAGUAAAAUGCAUGGGUGAAUGUCCUAGAUAUGAAAUGUAUUCAUGUGCUUUAGUACUAGCCAUAAACUCUGUGUGCAUGUGUGUGCAUGCACACACAAACACACACUCACUGCUUUCACCUUAAUCUUGCCAUGCUCUUUAGCAGUUAGUUUGAGAGAAGCGAAAGUAUUAAUGUUGGCAUGGUCAAUCCAACAUUGGUUCUGAUCGACUGUUUACCACUGACAGUCGACUAGCACUUUUAACCUCUGACAUCAAUGGGAAACCGAAUAAAUUGUCUAUUUGAAUCUGCUCAGUAUUAUUGCUACUGUUUCUAGUGUAUUUCAGUACUGUACGUAUAUGAUAUUUGUAAUUCUAUUUAAAAUGUAGUCUUCAUUGUAUGAUGUAUGGGGUAUUUUUCCCUUGAUGACUUUAUUUUAAUGUGUCUUAGAGCUGUUACACUCGAUCCUAAAUUCCUCUGUGGAAAGCACCUUGGGCAGAUCCUGACAUGCAACGAAAUCCACGUGUGGGUUUUUAACAAAUUGCCUUCCAUGCAGGAAUUUGGUCACCUGUGGAACAUGUGUUGGUCAUAUAUUACGGAUCCAGAGCAUAGAUGCUCUCUAAUCUUUAGACAAUUGUGUAUUCUAAAUAUAUUAUCCUCACAUUUCAUUUUGUCCAGUAUUUUUGAGAAUAGUAGUAGUAGAAGAAGUAAGAAGAGUUUGGAUUUGAUAUCCUGCUUUAUCACUACGCGAAGGAGUGUCAAAGCAGCUAACAUUCUCCUUUCCCUUCCUCCCCCACAACAAACACUCUGUGAGGUGAGUGGGGCCGAGAGAUUUCAGAGAAGUGUGACUAGCCCAAGGUCACCCAGCAGCUGCAUGUGGAGGAGCGGAGAUGCGAACCCGGUUCCCCAGAUUACGAGUCUACCGCUCUUAACCACUACACCAUACUGGCUUUCUAGUAACCUUUCCAGAAAUGGUGGUUUUCAGUACACUGAUUGGGGUUGCCAACUUUUCACACCCUGAAAAGUCCGCAACUAGAGCGAUGCUUCUGUGCAUGCAGAAGUAUACACUUAUGGGUUUGCCGCAUUCGCAAGCUGGUCAACAUGUGACCAGGAUGAUGUUGUUCUUCUGAUCAGCUGGCAACCUUAAGGCUGAUGUGGAAGAGACUAGCAAGGCAAGCCUAACAGAUCUAGCUAUGAGCUCUUUUUAAAAAUGUAGCCAUAAUAAGGAACUACCUCUACUAUACAGUACAAAUAUUUUCUGAAGCAAUACAAACAUAAGGUAAUUAAACAGACAGGAAAAGGUCCGACUGUUUUUAAAUUUCCCCUAUUUAGACAUCCCAACUGGAUACAGAGUUCAUCCCCAACAACUUGGUCUCUUCCUCUCUUUGCAUCCUUUAAUUGAAUUGUUUCAUGUGCUUCAUGCAUUCCAUUGCCGCUUGAUCCCACGUAAAAUAUAAACCUGCCAUCUUAUGGAAACAACCCUUCAUUUAUCGAAUGAAGUGGACUCUAGCCCACAAAAUCUUUAUGCCUUAAUAAAUCAGUGAAGUCUUUAAGGUCACAUAGAACCAAUUGCUGGUUUUGUUGCAACAAAUAAACACAAGUAGACCCCUGGAAACUGUGAAGAUCCCGUGAAUUUCUCUGUGCUGGAUCAUGGCCUACAUGUGUAACACGAUAAACGCUGGUCAUAUAAAUAGUGUGGUGUGCAUUGGGUUGUGGCUCUUAAUUAAAAGUACAAGGAAACAAUAUUUUGGCGCUCCAAUGAAUGAUGGACACAAAAAAGGUUUACGUAUACAGUAUACCAUGUGGUUCAUGGUUCAGGAUUGCCUUUCACUGCCAUUGAAAUGCUUCCCCCUUUUUCUCAGCAAAACGGGAUACAUCCAUGGAGAGAUCUGUACCGCUUUUCCAUAGAGUUUUAUCCUCCCCUUGCUGCUCAUACCAGGGCAGGUGGGUUAGGAGAGGUAAAUUAGGCUGCUUGUUGCAGCUAAUAUUCUUUGUUUUAAUAUAGUUUUAUGAGCAUGUAAGAUAUUUGUGUAUUUUGCUUUUUAUGGAUACUUAAAAAUCAACUGUUACGGUUACUACAAUGUAAGCAAACUGAAUUAUCAAUAAAGAUAUUUGUACAUUGUUUCUUUAGAUAAAAGUGUUCUUUCUGCCCUCACCUUUCAUUUAUUUAACUGACCUUACCCUUACUUCAGUAUCUCAAAAGAUAAAUUAUACAUCUGUUUACAGC
Zootoca vivipara (common lizard) is the source of this 8399-nucleotide messenger RNA. RefSeq names its product endothelin receptor type B (gene EDNRB). Gene Ontology annotation, biological process: endothelin receptor signaling pathway; regulation of blood pressure; developmental pigmentation. Gene Ontology annotation, cellular component: plasma membrane. NCBI's taxonomy places the organism in Eukaryota, Metazoa, Chordata, Lepidosauria, Squamata, Lacertidae. Gene Ontology annotation, molecular function: endothelin receptor activity. The record is from RefSeq and is a predicted model, not a curated record.